Messenger RNA from Engraulis encrasicolus (European anchovy), 3406 nucleotides. Its product is annotated as ankyrin repeat and BTB/POZ domain-containing protein 2-like. Lineage: Eukaryota; Metazoa; Chordata; Actinopteri; Clupeiformes; Engraulidae. Gene Ontology annotation, molecular function: protein heterodimerization activity. The transcript is spliced from 17 exons. The coding region runs from base 258 to 3380 and encodes 1040 amino acids. The record is from RefSeq and is a predicted model, not a curated record.
UGUGCGCACACACAGUCAGUCAUGAAGGUGUGAAGGGGGAGUCUAGUCAGCAGACGUUUAUUUAAACAGUAGAUUAAAUCACCCGAAACAAUAGCUGAGGUCAUUACUCUUGAAAAACAACUUUCAUCGAGAGUCGCCCAGCCGUCGUCUGUACUUCCUCAGUCAGACACCAGCUAUUUAGGAGUAGGGGUACGCUUUAUUUAUUAUCGGAAAACACGUGAAGAGCCUUCAGUUGAGAGACGAACCAGGGAGCAGGCAUGGCUGUGUCGAGCUGUCCGAACACAAAAACCCUGGAGGACUUGACGCUGGACUCGGGUUAUGGCGCCGGGGACUCCUACCGGUCUUUGCCGUCUUCCAGAUGCAAUUCCCAGGCGCACACCAGCACACCUCAUCGCUCGGGAUGGUGGUGCAAUGGCGGUUCGAUGAACAGUCGCAACAACAGUUGGGACACCGUAAACACAGCGCUCCCAGAAGAGCCAGAAGAUGUGCUCAACAAAUGCCCUCGACUACCAGAUUUGGAAGAGUUCCCCUGGACUGAAGAUGAGGUGGCCGAAGUGUUGCAGAGAGUGGCUGGGGACAGUGCAAAGUUUUCCACCGAGGCCGUCCGGAGACUAUCUGUGCUUUUGAGAAGGGCGCUGCUACGGAUCUCCAGAGAGGCACAACGUCUCAGUGUCAUGCACUGUCGAUGCACUCGCUACGAGGUCCAAACCGCCCUCCGCCUGGUGCUGAGCUGGGCCCUGGCGGAGACCUGCAUCUCGGCAACGGUCAAAGCCAUCUCACUGUUCAGCAUGAGCUCCGGUGAGACCCUGCGUAAAAGCAAAACCGCCCGGUGCGAACUCAUCUUACAAGUCGGCAGGUUUUUCCGCUGGAUGGUGGACACUCGGGUCUCGGUGCGCAUCCACGAGUAUGCCGCUAUCUGUCUCGCUGCGUGCACCGAGAGUUUGUUGGAGGAGAUAGGAUCCAGGGUCCUGCUGUGGCAUUCACAAACGGCAAACGACUCAGCCACUGGCCCCGUGGUCAUCGGUGUGGAUGCAGUGGAAGCGGUGAUCUGCAAUGAUGCUGAACUCUACGGUGUCAUGCUUCAGCACGAACAUCUCAUCUGCGGGAAAAACGCCAACGGUGAGCUGUCCUUGCCCGCGCGGUUCAGCCGCUACCCAGAGGCGGUGGAAGGGGCGAGGCCGGGGGCACUGGAGUGGCGGGAGGAUGCCUACGCCCAGCUGGAGCUGCGUACGCUGGAGCAGGCUCUCCUGGCCACCUGCGUCGGCAGCAUCGCAGAGCUCAGUGAUCUGGUGUCCAGAGCUAUGCACCACAUGCAGGGUCAGAGUUCAUCUGGUGCUGGUCACAGCCCACUCCAAAACAGCCGCCGGCCGCUAGUCUCCUGGUCACCUGACGCGCUGCACACUCUCUACUACUUCCUGCGGAGCCUGCAGAUGGAGUCACUGGAGAACCCCAACCUGGACCCCCCCAGAAUGGCCCUCAGUCGGGAGAGGCCGUUUGUGCUGCUGCCUCCGCUGGGUGAGUGGCUGCGUGUGUGUGUGGCCCAUGCUGAGCACCGGCGGAGUCUGCUGCUGGACAGCGAUGACGUCAGACAGGCCGCACGGCUGCUGCUGCCCGGACUAGACUGCGAACCCAGACAACUCAGGCCGGAGUGCUGCUUCACCUCCUUCAAGCGCCUGGAGUCCCGGGCGGCGAGUGACAAGUUUCACCUGGACCUGGGCUUCAGAAUGCUCAACUGCGGACGCAGCGACCUGAUUGGUCAGGCCAUCCAGCUGCUGGGGCCGGAGGGGGUGGACACUAAAGACGACCAGGGCAUGACUCCCCUGAUGUAUGCGUGUGUGGCCGGGGAUGAGGCCCUGGUGCAGAUGCUUGUAGAUGCAGAGGCCGGCCUGGAGGUGGCGGUGCCAGCCUUCUCGGCCUCCCAUCCAUCUGUGCAUCCUGACACGAGGGACUGGGUGGCUCUGACGUUCGCUGUUCUGCACGGCCACUUGUCUGUGGUGCAGCUCCUUCUAGAUGUGGGAGCAGAUGUGGAGGGUGCAGCCAGCAAGGGAUGGGCACCUACACCCCUACAACUGGCAUCUGCAGCAGGUAAUUAUGAGAUGGUGAGUCUGCUGCUGGACCGAGGGGCGGAUCCCCUGCUCCAGAUGCAUUGUGGGGAUGCGCUGACCUCAUCGCUCUACGAGGACAUGAACUGCUUCAGCCACGCUGCUGCACAUGGGCACAGAAACGUGCUGCGUAAGCUGCUGUGCCACCCCGAGGGCCGCCAGGAGGAGGUGCUGUCCCUGGAGGAGAUACUGGCCGAGGGCCUGCAGGGGGCGCCAGCACCAGCAGCAGCAUCAGCACCAGCAGCAUCAUCAGCCUCAGGCUCAGCAUCAACAGCAGCCUCAGCUCCAUCAGCCUCAGCCCCGCGCCGCCUCUGCAAGGCCCGCAUGAGGGCACUGCAGCAGGCCUGCCUGCACAGCGCAGAGCACGGAUACCUGGACGUCACCAUGGAGCUCCGCACUCUAGGUGUACCCUGGAGGCUUCACGUGUGGCUCCAGUCCCUCCGCAGUGCCCACCAGCAGUCCAGGACAGACGUGCUGCUCUCCCUCCUGUCAGAGUUCACCUCCAUCGGCCGCGACGAGUACUCCCAGGCCCUGGUCUCCCACGGCCUACCCCUCAUGUUCAACAUCUUCAAAACUACCCAGAACUCUGAGCUCAUGAGACAUCUGGCGGCCAUCUUCAGUCACUGCUUUGGCUCGGCUCCGCCUCCUCCCAUUCCGGCCGCACGAGACACGCCCUCCGCCCAGCUGGAUUCUCACUUCCUGAAUAACCGUGAGAUGUCUGACGUGACGUUUGUGGUGGAAGGGCGGCCAUUUUAUGCCCAUCGAGUCCUGCUGAUGUCUGUCUCAGACAGGUUUAAAGCCUUGCUUGGGUCAUCUCCCUCUAGUGGACGAGCAGGGCAUAAGCACAUUCCCAUUACCAACGUCUCCUACGCCACCUUCCAGAGGAUGAUGAGCUAUCUCUACUGUGGAGGCAGUGAGUGUCUCAAUGCCCCUUUGGCAGACCUUCUUGAGCUCCUUGCAGUGGCAGACUCCUUCCAGGUGGGGGCACUGAAGAGGCAGUGUGAGAUGACGUGCGCUGAGCUUAUUCAGCUGGACAAUGCCAUCCGCCUCUACCAUAAAGCCAAGGCUUGUGGUGCUAGAGAACUGGUCGUGUUCUGCGAAGGCUACAUCCUCCAAAGGAUGCCAGACUUCCUGGAUAGAGAGGACUUCCAGAGCCUGCUUCUCCCCGCCUCAGGCUCCCCAGUUCUGGGGGCACAGCUUGACUGCUCAGCCCUGGAGGGGCUCCAGGCCACACUGAGCCAUCGCCUCCUCGCCUGCUGCAGGCCUGGCCAGGGCUGAGGAGGAGACGCAGGGGACAGGACAGG